Momordica charantia (bitter melon) is the source of this 984-nucleotide messenger RNA. RefSeq names its product ATP-dependent DNA helicase PIF1-like. The record is from RefSeq and is a predicted model, not a curated record. Gene Ontology annotation, molecular function: DNA helicase activity. NCBI's taxonomy places the organism in Eukaryota, Viridiplantae, Streptophyta, Magnoliopsida, Cucurbitales, Cucurbitaceae. Gene Ontology annotation, biological process: telomere maintenance; DNA repair.
AUGAUAGCAAUUGCAACAGCAACAUCAGGUGUUGCUGCUUYGAUAAUGCCAGGAGGACGAACCGCUCAUUCUAGAUUUAAUAUACCACUACAGGCAAAUGAAUCAUCUAUGUGCAAUAUUUCUAAGCAGAGUAAUAGGGCAGAGUUGGUUAGACAAGCAAAACUCAUUAUUUGGGAUGAAGCACCURKGGCAAAAAAGGUAACAAUAGAAGCUGUUGAUAGAACAUUUCAAGAUAUAAUGGAAAAUUCAAAACCAUUUGGUGGAAAGGUUAUUGUCUUUGGAGGGGAUUUCCGACAAGUACUUCCCGUUGUCCCACGGGCGACACGACAACAAACCGUUCAUGAAAGCUUGGUAAAGUCAUACCUUUGGAAGCAAAUGGAAAAAUUACAGUUGAAAAAAAAUAUGCGAGCUCAGAAUGACUACCAAUUUGCAGAGUAUUUAUUAAAGAUUGGGAAUGGAACUGAACCAUCAAUAGUUGAAGACUAUGUUCGCCUACCAAAAGAUAUUGCCAUUAUAGAUGAAGGUCAUGAAGAUUCAGUAUUAAAAUUACUAAAUAUUGUUUAUCCUGAUCUCCCACAAAAUGCAAUGUCAGCUGAAUAUAUAACAAAUAGAGCGAUUCUUUCGACCACAAAUGAGUAUGUUGAUGAGAUCAACAAUAAAAUGAUUCGCCUAUUUCUUGGAAACAUAGAAGAGUUCAUGAGUUUUGACGAGACAAUUGAUGACACACAUAGUUACUAUCAAGAAGAAUUUCUCAAUUCAUUAUUGCCCAAUGGUAUUCCUCCUCACAAAUUGAUACUAAAAAUAAAUUGUCCGAUCAUACUUUUAAGAAACUUAGAUCCAUCUAAUGGUCUAUGUAAUGGAACUAGAAUGGUUUGUCGGAAAUUUCAGAAGAACGUCAUUUAUGCAGAAAUCACAUCUGGCCAACAUGCAGGAAAACAAGUCUUCCUCCCACGUAUACCAAUGAGUCCGGCAAAUGAUGAAUGA